This is a messenger RNA of Mangifera indica (mango), 1161 nucleotides long. Its product is annotated as triosephosphate isomerase, cytosolic. Gene Ontology annotation, biological process: glycerol catabolic process; glycolytic process; gluconeogenesis. Lineage: Eukaryota; Viridiplantae; Streptophyta; Magnoliopsida; Sapindales; Anacardiaceae. The transcript has 9 exons. The record is from RefSeq and is a predicted model, not a curated record. Bases 214 to 942 code for a protein of 242 amino acids. Gene Ontology annotation, cellular component: cytosol. Gene Ontology annotation, molecular function: triose-phosphate isomerase activity.
CGCGCCCAUGAACACGUGAGUCACGAAACCGUUUUGCCCCAACUCAUAAUCACCGAGCACCAUCCUUACUUGUCAAACUUACCCUCCCUUAGUCUCUUCCAGACUCCAAAAGCAUAUUCCCGGAUUUUCGGCUGGAGAGUCGCUCAACAGAACAAAUGCUAAAAACAAAACAAAGAUCUGUGUGUGUUAUUUCCUUAUCAUCGUCAAACAACAAUGGGCAGGAGGUUCUUCGUUGGCGGUAACUGGAAAUGCAAUGGAACCACUGAAGAAGUGAAGAAGAUAGUGAAUGUUCUCAAUGAAGGUCAAGUUCCAUCCCAAGAUGUCGUUGAGGUUGUGAUUAGCCCACCCUUUGUGUUUAUUCCGAUGGUGAAGGAUUUGUUGAGGCCUGAAUUUCAUGUUGCAGCUCAAAACUGUUGGGUAAAAAAUGGAGGUGCUUUCACCGGUGAGGUUAGUGCGGAGAUGCUUCUCAAUUUGGGUAUUCCUUGGGUUAUUCUUGGUCAUUCUGAGAGGAGACUUAUCUUAAAUGAAUCAAAUGAGUUUGUUGGGGAUAAGGUUAAAUAUGCACUUUCUCAAGGUUUAAAGGUGAUAGCUUGUGUUGGCGAGACUCUUGAGCAGCGUGAAGCAGGAUCUACGGUGGAUGUUGUUGCUUCACAAACUAAAGCAAUUGCAGAGCGAAUCUCAGAUUGGUCAAACAUUGUUUUGGCCUAUGAGCCUGUGUGGGCUAUUGGAACUGGGAAAGUUGCUACUCCAGCUCAAGCUCAGGAAGUACAUUCUGAACUGAGGAAAUGGCUCCACACAAACACCAAUCCUGAGGUUGCUGCAACAACCCGGAUAAUCUAUGGAGGAUCUGUAAAUGGUGCAAACUGCAAGGAAUUGGCUGCUCAGUCUGAUGUUGAUGGAUUUUUGGUCGGUGGAGCUUCUCUGAAGGGCUUCUUUUGUUAACUUCAUUCCAGCCGGAGUUCAUUGACAUUAUCAAUUCUGCUGCGGUGAAGAAAAAUGCCUGAUCUUGUUUUAUGCAUGUCAUGCUGGGUCGAGGAAGCUUUCAUUUUGGGAGGUAUAGAAUUCAGUGCAUACUUUUCUGAGGAAUAAGUUAUGCCUUUGUGUUUAGAUAAGCAGUUGUUACUGAAGUUUAUUCAGGAAUAAAUCUUCCUCUUUCUUUUA